Penicillium odoratum is the source of this 1959-nucleotide messenger RNA. RefSeq names its product Lipase class 3. The record is from RefSeq and is a predicted model, not a curated record. Lineage: Eukaryota; Fungi; Ascomycota; Eurotiomycetes; Eurotiales; Aspergillaceae. Gene Ontology annotation, biological process: lipid catabolic process. The coding region runs from base 1 to 1959 and encodes 652 amino acids. The transcript is spliced from 7 exons.
AUGAUGUUGUCUCUUGCACGCCUGUGGACUGUUGGUACAGCUGCAACGCUGGCCGUUGCUGCACCGGUUAACCUGUUCACCAAUCGAGCUGUUGAUGAUUCCACGUACAACUCUCUAUAUUUAUUUGCCCAGUACUCUGCGGCUGCAUACUGCUCGACCAAUAUCGAUGCCGCCAGCACGGGAACCUCGAUUAGUUGCUCGGCCGGUAACUGUCCUGAGGUACAGUCGGCGACGACCAAGACCUUGUACGAAUUUGACCAAACAAAUGACUUUGGGGAUACUGCUGGAUUUCUUGCCGUGGAUGAGACGAAUAAACUAAUUGUGCUGUCCUUCCGAGGGAGCUCAGAUAUCAGCAACUGGUUUGCCAAUCUGGACUUCGUCUUCGACGAUGACAGCGGGCUCUGCGAUGGAUGCAAUGUGCACAGUGGCUUCUGGAAGGCCUGGUUGACUGUUUCGGAUGAAGUCACAUCCAAGCUCGAAUCUGCACAGAGCACAUACUCGGGGUAUCAGCUCGUGGUAACGGGCCACAGUCUGGGUGGUGCACUUGCUGCUUUGGCAGGAACGGCACUUCGUAAUUCUGGGUAUUCACUGGACUUGUACACCUAUGGUCAACCGCGAGUGGGCAACGAUGCCUUGGCUCAAUACAUGACCAGUCAAGGUAGUCUCUGGCGGACCACUCAUACAGAUGACAUCGUUCCCCGUGUUCCUCCGGAAAUUCUUGGCUUUGCUCAUGCUAGUCCGGAGUAUUGGAUCACCAGCGGCGAUGGUGUGACCGUGACUGAUUCUGAUAUUGAUGAAAUCGUAGGUGUGAACUCAGAUAGUGGAAAUGCUGGAGAAUCAGAAGAGAGUAUAUCGGCGCAUUUGUGCUUCACCCUUACCACCUCCCACUAUGCGCAUCUGAGAUGCUUGAACCUCAACGCAACCAUGUUGUUCGCCCCUAGCGGACCCCAGAGUCCGCGCCGUCGCAAUCGCAUUAAAGCCAUCUUCACCACCAUCGGCAUCGUCCUCGCAUUAUACUUCCUCUUCUUCGCCGGCCCCGAGUCGCCCACCAAAUCCGUCAACAAUGACCGACCGAGCUAUGCGCAACGUCCCACCCCCAAGCCAAAACCCGACCCCAUAGACGAGCAGGCUCGUCCCGCAAUUCGAAAACGUAAGGAUAUGGUUGUGGCCAGUAUGAAGAAUGACGACACGGCCUGGCUGGCCGAGUUCUUCCCGGACUGGUCACGAAGUAUCUACGUGGUAGACGAUAAGAAAGCCCCGUUAACAGUGGCCAAGAACAAGGGGCGAGAGUCGAUGGUAUAUUUGACGUACAUCAUCGACAACUACGAGAACCUUCCUGACAUCAUGCUAUUCAUACACUCAUUGCGCUACCAAUGGCAUAACGAUGAUCCAUACUACGAUGGAGUUCCAAUGCUCCGCAAUUUCCAGAUCCCCUAUCUGCAAAAAAUGGGAUAUGUCAAUCUGCGCUGCGUCUGGACACUUGGUUGUCCUGAGGAAAUCCACCCUCUUACAGAUACACACCGCGAUGAUGUCCAUGCGGGUGAAUACUUCCGGACGGGAUUUAUGGAACUAUUCCCUGGGGAGCCUAUUCCGCACGAGGUGGGCGUAUCGUGCUGUGCACAGUUCGGUGUUACCCGCGAUACAGUCCUCGCGAGGCCAAAGAGCGAUUAUGAGCGGUACCGGGUCUGGCUCGCGAAUACGAGUCUAGGAGAUGAUUUGAGUGGUCGCAUCAUGGAGUACUCGUGGCACAUGAUCUUUGGCCGGCCACCUGUUCAUUGCCCUGCAGCUGGGGAUUGUUAUUGUAAUGUCUUUGGGCUGUGCUACCUGAAUUGUCCUAACGAUGCUGUAUGCGACAACCGCUACGUACUACCGCCAUUUUCUUCACUACCAAAGGGUUGGCCUUUCCUUGGAUGGAAGGGCCAGGAACAAGAUCCGACUUACGGACUUCCUGAGUCAUGA